Molecule: messenger RNA, 1168 nt
Organism: Enhydra lutris kenyoni (northern sea otter)
Lineage: Eukaryota; Metazoa; Chordata; Mammalia; Carnivora; Mustelidae
Product: ribonuclease P/MRP subunit p38
Exons: 3
Coding region: 233-1078 (281 amino acids)
Biological process (GO): tRNA 5'-leader removal
Cellular component (GO): ribonuclease MRP complex; nucleolar ribonuclease P complex; fibrillar center
Molecular function (GO): ribonuclease P RNA binding; ribonuclease P activity
Source: RefSeq, a predicted model, not a curated record
GUCCUGAGCCUCCUUACCGCAUUCCCAAACGCGGGUCUUCUGUAGUUGGGGACUCGCGGCUCAGUGGGCUGACUCUCUCCAUAGUGAGUGACAAGGAAUUUUUUGAGAAGCAAGUAAUACAUGGAGAAAUAGAAUCAAGUAAUACGUGGAGAAAAUGCCUUCUAAAUUCUGACACACUCCGUGAAGACACCUGCUCUUUACCAUCAGUAGCCAGCCUGGAGGGAUUUUCAGAAUGGCUGCAGCUCCUCAAGCUCCGGGAAGGGGCUCUGUUCGGAAGACAAGACCUUUAACAGUAAAGACAUCAUUGAACAACCCAUACACUGUCUGCUGGAGCACGCUAGACAGAGAAGACAUGCACUUCAUGCUACAGACCCUUGAAGACAGAUUUAAAUCUCUUGGGCUUCAGAAGAUGGAAGAUAAGAAGAAAAAGAAAAAGCAGUUUUUAAAAAAACAAAGCUCAGACAAAUGUAGCACAGAGGUUGGUAUGAGUGAGGAUCUGAAGGAGAAACACCCAGAAGAUAAUGAGCAAGGGUCAGGCUGGACUCCUCUCUGUGUCAGGAAGCAGCUGGCCAUUGGCGUUAAUGAAGUUACCAGAGCUCUGGAAAGGAAUGGGCUGCUGCUGGUACUCGUGUGUAAGUCAGCCAAGCCUGCGCUCAUCACCUCACACCUGAUUCAGUUAAGUCUGAGCAGAUCUGUUCCUGCUUGUCAGGUUCCCCGUCUCAGCGAGACACUCGCACCUGUCAUUGGCUUAAAAUGUGUCCUGGCCCUGGGGUUCAGAAAGGACACCACUGCCUUUAUUGAUGAAGUCAAAGCCAUAAUUCCCCGAGUACCCAGUCUACACGUACCAUGGCUCCAGGGCAGACCGGAAGAGUCCACGGAAAAUUUAGACACUGAAUCUUUGGAAAGCCAAGACAAAGAAAUUUUGGAGACUUCCUUUGAAGACCUCUCUAAACAUAAAAGGAAGCCUGUUGAAGGUCAGCAGGCUGUAGUGUUACAACCCCUUAAAAUAAAGAAAGUGAUUCCAAACCCCAAUAAGAUAAGGAAACCACCCAAAGGUAAAAAAACAACUUCAAAGUAAUUUUAUCUAAACUUGUCAUAUCACAGAGCUGUAAAAUGACGCUUUGUAAAGUAGCCUUGAAACUAAUAAAAUGUGUUAUUUUUACAUAUA